AUGAAGCUUCUCCUGCUUUUCGUUUUUGUUGCGGGAUCUCUGGCGCUGAUCUGUAAUGAGUGCAGACCCGAGAAUAUCGCCCUGGAUGGGACUGUGAAUAUGGGCAAAGUCCAGGAGGAGGCAAAUGGCUGCUUGCGCUUGCCCUUGACAUGCAAAGUUGGCGAAGAUAUCUUGCUAAACGGCAACAAAUGGUACCGCGGCCAGAUCUGGUUGACCUGUCAUGCGAAAAAGUGGUAUUUCGAGAUGAUGUUGGGCGAGCCGAUUCGCGCGAUUACCUGCAAAGACACCAAGGGAAAA
Messenger RNA from Mesorhabditis spiculigera, 297 nucleotides. The record is from the annotation of a GenBank genome assembly. NCBI's taxonomy places the organism in Eukaryota, Metazoa, Nematoda, Chromadorea, Rhabditida, Rhabditidae.